GGCGCCAAAGGCAAGGGUACAAAGAAAGGUGGCAAGGGAAAGGAGGCAAAGAAAGGCAAGGGCAAAGGCAAGAAAGGUCCGAUCAAGAAUGGCGAAUCUCUCUUGAAGAAUAACAACAUCAGAACCUUCAAUGGCCAAGAUCUAGUUGGACAGAUGAUCCUCGAGGAUCUCAUGAUGAAUGACCCCAUUCAAGACCGUAUCAUGAAUUCGAUAUUCGAUGUUGAACCAGCACCGGAAAUCACAGGCUCGAUGCCAAAGGAGACACAAUUCCAGCAAUUGUUUGCGAACGUUCCCGAAACCAGCGAUUAUGCUAGCAAGAAGGCUGCUAAGGAUGACAAGAAGAAAUUGAGAGAGGCAAGCAAGAGCUUUGGCUAUGCUCAAUGCAAGGCUCAAGAUGGAAAGUGGCUCAUCAAGGGCAUGAGUAGUACACUCUAUCAUCAUCAACUUCUUGGUGCACAAUGGAUGGUGCAAAGAGAGUUGAGUAGUCAGCCUCCAAACGGUGGUCUCUUGGCAGAUUCUAUGGGUCUUGGAAAGACAGUACAGAUGCUGGCUUGUAUGGCUGGAAAUCCACCUGGAAAGGAGGAUCUUCGUCGUGGUACUAAAGCCACCUUGAUCAUCGUUCCUGCUGGUGUCAUUGAUCAAUGGCUCGAUGAGAUUCGCCACCACACUGAACCUCAAAUGUUCCCAAAGAUCAUCCACUACAAAUCCUCAAGCAAGAUCCCCAAGAGUGUCUUGGAAGACGUCGACAUUGUUGUCACAUCUUACAAUGAGGUCAUGAAGCAAUUCCCAUACCCUGAUGCCAAGGCUAGAGCCAUUAUUCAGGAGGUUGGCUACAAGAAGUGGUGGUCUGAGGCCAUUCAAAAUUUGGGUGACUUGCACCUUAUCCAAUGGUUCCGUGUUGUACUUGAUGAAGCUCAAGCUAUCAAGAACAACUCUGCACGAACUAGUCUGGCUUGUCAGAACUUGAAGUCUGUUUACAGAUGGUGUCUUACGGGUACUCCAUUGUUGAAUCGACUUGAAGAGCUCUUCCCAUACCUUCGAUUCCUCAAGGCAAACUACACUAUGGAUUGGGCCACUUUCCAGCGAUACUUCUGUGACGUCAAUGCCGAAGAAUCCUACAGCCGUAUCUCAACCCUGCUCAGUUAUACCAUGAUGCGUCGGACAAUGAAGACCUCCAUCCUCAACAGACCGAUUAUCACACUGCCAAAGCCACAUCCAGAGAUUGUGUAUGUCAAUUUCUCAGCUGAGGAGCAAAUCAUUUAUCGUAUUACCGAGAACCGCUUCCGCAAUAACCUCAAUGCCUUCUUCGCAAAGGGCGAGGCUCGUCGUAACUAUGGUAUCUUCAUGGUUCAACUUCUACGCCUUCGGCAAUGCACAGGCCAUCCAUUCAUGCUCGAGCGUACCAUCAAGGAGUCUUGGACUUUGGAGGAUGUCACUGAAUUGCAAGAUAAGUUGGCAAAGCUGAGCAACCAUGAGAACCGAAAGCCAUUCUAUGAGCAAUGCAAGGCUUGGGUUGAGCAAUCCGAGAGACAUCGUCAAAAUGCUCAUGAUACAGGUGAGGAGGUUGGAUUCGCAGCACCAUUUGGCAGAGGUGAUUAUGGAGCCAAUUUCGAUUUCGCACCUGCUCUUGACAACCUGGACGAGAAAGAUCUGUUUGCCCGUGUGGUCUGCUGCGUUUGCACUGAUGUUCCUGUUGGUGCGGUGAAGACUGAUUGCGGCCAUAUCUUCUGCGAGGAAUGUCUUUCUGCAUUCAUGGCAGACCGUGUCAAUAAUGGCCAUGAUUACAUGUGCUGCCCCUCGUGUGACCGAGUUUUCACAACCACCGUGCGUGUUCAUGCUGGGGAAGGCCUUCGAAUCUCCGAUGAUGACGACUAUGACCGCCACUCUGUCUCCUCGAAGAAGGGCUCGAAGCAUAGCUACAGCGCCAACAGCAAGGGUCGUGAUGCCUUGGGAUUUGAGCCUUUCACUGCCGACAGCACAUGGGUUACGAAGUCGGACAACAACCCUGAUUUCCCCUUGACACCUUCAAGCAAGACUACGGCAUUGAAGUCAAUUCUUCUGAGGGGAUUCGUUGAUGCUCCAUUCGAUAAGGUCGUCAUCUAUGCUCAAUUCCGCACCCUUUCACGUAUCAUUGGUCGCAUCUGUGAGAGCGAAGGAUGGGGCUUCUUGUACCUCACCGGUGAUUCGACUCUUGAACAUCGCACCAAGGCAAUUCGCCGAUUCCGAGAUGAUCCUAACAUCAAGAUCUUGAUUGCAGGCCUGAAGUGUGGUGGUCUUGGACUCAAUUUCCCAUGGGCCAACCGUUGCAUCUCAUUGGACCUUUGGUGGAAUCACGCCGUUGAACAACAAGCUUUCGGACGAAUCUUUCGGAUUGGACAAGAAAAGGAGACUUACAUGACUCGUCUGGUAGUUCGCAAUUCGGUCGAUAUGCGAAUGAUGAGUAUGCAACUCCACAAACUUCAGAAUCUCGAGCGAGCUAUGCGUGAUGGUGAAUACAACCGCGAACAACCAAAUCUCAGUCUGAAGCAAUUGGCCAACUUGUUUGGAUUCCUCAAGACCGAUGCUGAUGACAACAUUGUCAGUGUUGAGGCCGAUUAUGAUGAUGACCCAGUGCAGGAGGGCGAGGGCAGUGGUGGAUAUCAAGGGGAGGUGGAUCAUAUGAUGGAGGAAAUGUGAACGGCUUUCAAUCUGCAUGGUUUUGGAGGACAUUCAAGAGGGGUUUAACUUAGCGAUGCAUUUGAGACUUUGAUAGUCUUCAUUAUUAUUUUCAGUGGCCCGGAAUAGCUGGGUCAUUCACCGAUGUAUAUUAGCCUAAAUCAUGAAUGC
Molecule: messenger RNA, 2826 nt
Organism: Mollisia scopiformis
Lineage: Eukaryota; Fungi; Ascomycota; Leotiomycetes; Helotiales; Mollisiaceae
Exons: 10
Coding region: 154-2676 (840 amino acids)
Molecular function (GO): ATP-dependent chromatin remodeler activity; ATP binding
Source: RefSeq, a predicted model, not a curated record